Molecule: messenger RNA, 465 nt
Organism: Kwoniella mangroviensis CBS 8507
Lineage: Eukaryota; Fungi; Basidiomycota; Tremellomycetes; Tremellales; Cryptococcaceae
Exons: 1
Coding region: 1-465 (154 amino acids)
Source: RefSeq, a predicted model, not a curated record
AUGUCUACCUCACCUAUAGGCCAACAUAAUAAUCGAUCAGAUACAUCUACUACGCAUAACUCCCAGACAACUGGAACAGCAGGCAUGGGUUCUGCUACAGAAGACAACAGUGUAUCUUGCGGAACAGGUACCACUCGCACAUGUUAUGUAUGCCAUCAAACCUGUUCUUCUGUACCCAUUAGGAAGGAUUCGGAGACAUCCCAAAAUCCAAUGACCAAAUGGUUAUCUGACACUCUGAAAAGCUCCGCGAACGUAUUGAAAAGUGCUGACCACUCAAAUGACAGGGAGGAUCAGAAAGAAGACAUGUCGAGGGCGAGAUCAGAAGUAGAAGAAGCAGCUCAAGGCAGUACAGUUGAUGAAGGCGUUUGUCGACCGAAAGUCCAAGUCCAAUUCAGGAGAAGGAAUCCUCAUGAUCCUCCUCGUGAAUCACAGGAGGAUGCAGGGAGCGACAGUCGGUCGUCAUAG